This is a messenger RNA of Talaromyces marneffei, 804 nucleotides long. RefSeq lists its product as uncharacterized. The transcript has a single exon. NCBI's taxonomy places the organism in Eukaryota, Fungi, Ascomycota, Eurotiomycetes, Eurotiales, Trichocomaceae. Bases 1 to 804 code for a protein of 267 amino acids. The record is from RefSeq and is a predicted model, not a curated record.
AUGUAUCUACGUGCGGCGCAUGCGGAGGCCAAUGUCGCCCUACUGCAGGAGUUCGUCAAACAGAACCCCUUGGGCAUCCUGACCACUGCCAUCAAAUCGGCAAUUCACCCAUUCAUCCAAUCCAGUCAUAUUCCGUUUAUUCUUGAUGUCGCAGAGUCAGGGGAUACAAAUGCAAACGAUACGGAAGAUGGCCACAAGACAUAUGGAAUUCUACGGGGUCAUAUGGCCAAGCAAAACCCACAAGCAAAGGUUUUGAUGGAGGCGCUCUUGGCGACCCAGAAUGAGCUUGGAGAUGACACGAUAAGAGAACUCCCUGAGGAAGUUCUGGUACUAUUCAACGGACCCCAUCAUCAUUACGUGACUCCCAAGUUCUAUGUCGAGACAAAACCGACUACGGGUAAGGUUGUCCCAACGUGGAAUUAUUCCGCCGUCCAAGCCUAUGGGAAUAUAAAGGUUUACUGCGAUACGAAAUCAGAGGAGACUUCAUCAUUUUUGCAACGACAAGUUGAAGCCUUGAGUCGACAAGCAGAAACGUCCAUUAUGGGAUAUUCAGGAGGGGACAUGCCUACGGCCUGGGAGGUGUCUGAUGCUCCAACUUCCUAUGUGGAUCUUCUCAAGAAGAAUAUUAUUGGAAUUGAAAUACAACUUCGCCGGUUGGAAGGGAAAUUUAAGAUGAGUCAAGAAAUGGGAAAAGGGGAUAGAGAGGGUGUUAUUCAAGGGUUCAAUAAUCUGGACAGUGAUGUUGGGAGAAACAUUGCAAAGACAGUGAAGGAGCGGGGGGAUAUGAAAGACGGACAGAAAUAA